Molecule: messenger RNA, 387 nt
Organism: Spodoptera littoralis (African cotton leafworm)
Lineage: Eukaryota; Metazoa; Arthropoda; Insecta; Lepidoptera; Noctuidae
Source: the annotation of a GenBank genome assembly
AUGGCAAAACCAGUGGACUUGGAACUGAAAAAAGCAUUUAUUGAAUUGCAACUUAAAAUGGUGGAAACCAGUGAAAAAAUUCAAGUGAUAGAUUCUCAAAUAGAAGUACUCAAACGCGUCUUGCAGCAUGUAGAUAUUACUCAACGAGAGAUCAGUACAUUUCCACCUGCGACUAAAACUUACGAAUCCGUUGGCAGAAUGUUCCUCCUCACCGACUUAGAUGAGGUCAAGAACAACUUAAAGACACGAAAGUCGCAAUUAUCGACUCGUAUAACAGAAUUAGAGAACAAUACACAGUAUUUAGAGAAGAAUCUGAAAGAGAGUGAAGACAACAUCAGAGAAAUGGUACAACAGAGGAAAGAGCAAAGUGACGCUAAAUCUAACUAA